Protopolystoma xenopodis is the source of this 1164-nucleotide messenger RNA. The record is from the annotation of a GenBank genome assembly. Lineage: Eukaryota; Metazoa; Platyhelminthes; Monogenea; Polystomatidea; Polystomatidae.
AUGCCUACUCGUCAGAUUGCCGAGGAGGUGACCAACUUUGUGCAGUCGGGCGCCUCGUGCCGGUCGCAACGGGGCUGCUCGCACGCGCUGUCCGAUUCGACGGCCGACCUGUUGCGCCAGACCUCGCCGAGUCCGCCCAUCUCGCCCAUCUCCAGUCUGCUGUUGCGUCGCCAGCCGUCGUGGCACCACCAACUCGGCCAACCGGCCGCCGGACGCACUCGUUCGGCCCAUCUCUCACGCGACAUCGUCGCCGGCCUGGCCGACUCGGCCGACGCUUGGCAGUUCAACGAGUUGGGCGUCGGCGUUCGACCGGCUCUUUCACAUUCACAGUCGCAUUCACACUCGCCCUUUCUGGCGCACGACGCGGAGACCAACAACAACUCGUACCGACGUCGGCUCAACUCGAUGCUGGCCUCGGCGACGUCUGACGAAGUGUGCAAUGAGGCAAAUGAUGACGUCGACGUCGACACCAACACCAACGGCGAGGGCGAGGGUGAAGGCGAAGGCGAAGGCGAAGGCGAGGGCGAGGGCGAGGCGGGAUUGUUGUCGGGCGGCGAGGAGGGCGAGGAGGGCGAGGCGGCCUCGACUGUGGCGUGUGUCACGUCCGAGUGGCGGCAGAGUCGACGAGGCUAUUUGGUGGCCAGUGCGCGCCAGUUGGACGAGUUGGUGGAGGCGAGUGUGGACGUGGAGGUGAAGGGUCCGUGCGUGCGAUUGGCCAAAUCCGGCUCGCAUGAAUGGCUCGCCGAUCGUCGCAUGUGGCCGCGCCCUUUGGCCGACGACGAGGCAGCCAAACUCAUGCACUACAUCAUUCGUGCUCUGCAAGCCGGUCUUCCGCGGCCGGACACGGCUUUGCUGUUGCUGCCCGGCGCCGCCGGCCAUUGCAGACUGUCCGGCGCCGCCGGGAAGCCGCUGGCCAAAACCGCGGUCGCCCAGCAACCGGUGGCCGGCGCAGAGACGGCGGCGUUCGGCGCCGGCAGACGCGGUGCCGGUGAAGCGGGACUCGCACGAGCACCGGCAGGCGCUGGGCCGAAACCGGCCAAUCCGGUGGUGGACAGAGUGCGUCUGUCGGUCGAGGCGCAGACGGCCGUGACGGAGGAGGGACUGGGCGCCGGCAGGCCGAGCCCCGUUGGACGGUCGAGCAGUGAGUCAAGGUGGGCGACAUGA